This is a messenger RNA of Jaculus jaculus (lesser Egyptian jerboa), 2187 nucleotides long. It is a transcript of the gene Lcmt2, whose product is annotated as leucine carboxyl methyltransferase 2. The transcript has a single exon. Gene Ontology annotation, biological process: tRNA methylation; wybutosine biosynthetic process. Lineage: Eukaryota; Metazoa; Chordata; Mammalia; Rodentia; Dipodidae. The record is from RefSeq and is a predicted model, not a curated record. The coding region runs from base 80 to 2137 and encodes 685 amino acids. Gene Ontology annotation, molecular function: tRNA methyltransferase activity; protein binding.
AGAAGGUUUCGUACCGAGGCCGGCGGGCUCCGUUUGAGUGGAGACCUGGCGAGGGCCGCAUCUCCUAGUGUCUCCGGCCAUGGGCCCGCGGAGCCGCGAGCGGCGGGCCGGGGCCGUGCAGAACACCAACGACAGCAGCGCCCUCAGCAAGAGCUCGCUGGCUGCGCACGGGUACGUGCAGGACGCCUAUGCGGCGCUGCUGGUUCCGGGGUGCGCGAGGCGCGCGCCGCUCGUCCACCGCGGCUACUACGUGCGCGCGUGCGCCGUGCAGCACUGCGUGCACGCCUUCCUGAAGUGGGCCGCCGCCUUCCCGGGCCUGACUCGCGCCCAGAUCCUGUCUCUGGGUGCGGGCUCGGACUCGUUGUAUUUUCGCCUCAAAAGUGCCGGCCUUCUGACCAGGGCGGCUGUCUGGGAGGUGGACUUCCCGGAAGUGGCGAGGCGCAAGGCGGAGAGGAUCCGAGAAACACCGGAGCUGUGCGCGGUGGCCGGGCCGGUGCAGACCCGUGGCUCCGCGUCGGUUGUGUGCUUGGAGGGUUCGGACUACCGCAUCCUGGGCUCGGACCUGCGGCAGCUCCAGCGACUGGAUGAGGCCCUGCAUGCCGCGGGCCUGGAGGCCACCUCCCCCACGCUGCUGCUGGCCGAGGCGGUGCUGAGCUACUUGGAGCCCGGCCACGCGGAGGCCCUCGUCGCCUGGGCAGCGCGGCGGUUUCCCAGUGCCGUGUUUGUGAUCUACGAGCAGAUGAAGCCGCUGGACGCUUUCGGACAAGUCAUGCUGCAGCAUUUCCGACGGCUGAAUUCGCCCCUGUAUGGCCUGGACCUCUUUCCCGACGUGGAGGCCCAGCGUCGCCGCUUCCUUCAAGCUGGCUGGACUGCUUGCAGUGCCCUGGACCUCAAUGAAUUCUAUCGCUGCUUUCUCCCCACGGAGGAGCGCCAACGGGUGCAAGCCCUGGAGCCCUUCGAUGAGUUUGAGGAGUGGCAUCUCAAGUGUGCCCACUAUUUCAUUCUGGCUGCUUCUAAGGGGGACCCUCUGGCCCAAACUCUGCUGUUUCCUCCCUCAAAGGCAUUUUUUCGGAUAGAUCCUGCUUCACCCCUGGGGGUCUUCCCAGCGAGAGUAGUCAGUAGAGACAGCUCGUGCUCAAACCUCAACAGAUAUGGCCACGCCUCUGUUCUCCUGAGCCCCGGCAUUAUUCUCAGUGCCGGAGGAUUUGGAGACCAAGAGGGUCGACACUGUCGAGUGAGCAAGUUUCACUUGCUGUCAAGACAUUGUGACUUGGAAUGGAAAGGCAGCCAAAUAUGUACUUUGGGGACUGGAGGGCAGUGGGAUGGACGCCUUUAUCACACCAUGACAAGACUUUCAGAUUCUCGGGUGCUGGUUCUGGGAGGGAGACUUUCCCCAGUAAGUCCAGCCUCGGGGGCUCUCGAACUGCAUUUAGAUAGAGGUGAGGAUAAUAGCCCCGAGGAGCUGAACGUGUCAGUAACAAAGGUGGCCUUGGAAGAAUCCGUGUUGUCUUGUUGGCGCCAUUCCACAACGGAAGUAUACUGUCAGAAUCAGAAAUACUUAUUUGUGUUUGGGGGCCGAAGUGUGAUGGAACCUGUGUUAAAUCACUGUCACUUCCUACAUGUAGGGACAAUGGCCUGGGUCACCGUCCCAGUGGAGGGGGAAACGCCUGAAGCUCGGCAUUCUCACAGUGCCUGCAGUUGGCAGGAGGGAGCCCUUAUUGCUGGAGGUCUUGGGGCUUCUGAGGAGCCCUUGAACUCUGCUUUCUUUCUCAGACCGAGCUCAUGUGGAUUCCUGUGGGAAUCAGUAGAUAUCAGGCCUCCCAUCACCCCGAGGUACUCCCACACAGCUCAUGUACUCAAUGGAAAGCUUCUGCUGGUUGGAGGGGUGUGGAUUCAUUCCUCCUCAGAUCCUGGAGUGACUGUUGUCGAUUUGACUUCAGGAUCAAGCUCUGAGUAUCAGAUUGACACAACAUAUGUGCCAUGGCCAUUGAUGUUACACAAUCAUACCAGCAUCCUCCUUCCUGAAGAGCAACAGCUCCUGCUUCUUGGAGGUGGGGGGAACUGCUUUUCCUUUGGCACUUAUUUCAACCCCCACACAGUGGAAUUAGAUCUUUCUUCCUUAAGUGCUGGACAAUAAAGUUUGGACUCUUGAUAUAUUCAAACCCAUUAAAAUUGAAUCUGGCUAUA